Molecule: messenger RNA, 4203 nt
Organism: Oncorhynchus mykiss (rainbow trout)
Lineage: Eukaryota; Metazoa; Chordata; Actinopteri; Salmoniformes; Salmonidae
Gene: znf185
Product: zinc finger protein 185 with LIM domain
Source: RefSeq, a predicted model, not a curated record
CGCCCGUACCUGUUCAAACACCUGUCAGCUUGUCACAGAGAAAACACUUUCCCUCGCUCAGUUCACACACACACCCGUCAGUCUACACACCUGUCUGUCUUUACCUAUACUCUCAGCUGCUCUCACUCUACCUGUGUGGGAUUCUCUAUCGUUUGGGAAGACCGUCUGUGGAUACAGUACCCAGUGAAAGUAGGGAGCUAGGAAUCACAGGAACCAGACUGGGAGCCAGUUAGAGGAAUCACAGGAACCAGACUGGGAGCCAGUUAGAGGAAUCACAGGAACCAGACUGGGAGCCAGUUAGAGGAAUCACAGGAACCAGACUGGGAGCCAGUUAGAGGAAUCACAGGAACCAGAUUGGGAGCCAGUGGAGGAAUCACAGGAGCCAGAUUACAACCACCUACUAUGUCAAAAGAGGGGGAAAGAGCAUCAGUGUUGAAGACCACUAAGGUUCGGACCAAGCUGAAAGGAGAUGGCAGCUGGAUGCAGAGACUCGGUGAACCCCAGUCUGAAACAGAGGAGGAGAAACCAUGGAUAGCAGAAGUCAGAGUGAAUCGACUGAAUGGAGCCCCUAUAGACACCAGCCCAGUGGCCUCUCCCACCUCCAAGACCCCUCCCUCCCCCACCAGACCUGCAGAAGACGGAACACCGUCUCCAGGAUACCUUAUCAGAGGGAUUUUCACCAAGACAGACACCAAGCCUGCUGCCACCUCAUCUACAUUCAAUAGCUUGAGUGUGUCAACAUCCAGCUUCACCAAGAGGCCUUCAGAGAGCUACAAGAGAAUAGCUCCUCACACAGUGCGUCCCACCUCAAACCUCCCAGUUCAAACUGAGGACCAGCUUUCCCCAGAGGAGAAGGAGAAACGGGAGGAAGCAGCCAUGGAUGUGCUCAGGACUUCUUCAGCCCGACAACGCUCCUACGUCCUCUCAGCUGCCAAGAAAUACGAUUCUACAGAGAAACCACUAGAAACCUCCCUGACCCCAGAUGUUUCAUCUUUUGUGGCUAAAAGGGUGGUGCUCACAGACAAUGACGACUCUGUCUUCACUGAGACUCCCUCUGUCCCCAAAGAACCAGCUGCUCCAUCUCUGAAAGACGUCUCUCCUGUCUCUGUGAAAGAUGUCUCUCCUGUCUCUGUGAAAGACGUCUCUCCUGUCUCUGUGAAAGAUGUCUCUCCUGUCUCUGUGAAAGACGUCUCUCCUGUCUCUUUGAAAGACGUCUCUCCUGUCUCUGUGAAAGAUGUCUCUCCUGUCUCUGUGAAAACGGUCUCUCCUGUCUCUGUGAAAACGGUCUCUCCUGUCUCUGUGAAAACUGUCUCUCCUGUCUCUCUGAAAGACGUCUCUCCUGUCUCUCUGAAAGAUGUCUCUGUGAAAGAUGUCUCUCUGAAAAACGUCUCUCCUGUCUCUGUGAAAGAUGUCUCUCCUGUCUCUGUGAAAGCUGUUUCUCCUGUCUCUGCGAAAGACGUCUCUCCUGUCUCUGUGAAAACGGUCUCUCCUGUUUCUCUGAAAACUGUCUCUCCUGUCUCUCUGAAAGACGUCUCUCCUGUCUCUCUGAAAGACGUCUCUCCUGUCUCUGUGAAAGAUGUCUCUUCUGUCUCUGUGAAAGCUGUCUCUCCUGUCUCCCUGAAAGACAUAUCUCCUGUAUCUGUGAAAGAUGUCUCUUCUGUCUCUGUGAAAGCUGUCUCUCCUGUCUCUGUGAAAGACGUCUCUCCUGUCUAUGUGAAAGACGUCUCUCCUGUCUCUGUAAAAGACGUCUCUCCUGUCUCUGUGAAAGCUGUCUCUGUGAAAGCUGUCUCUCCUGUCUCUGUGAAAGACGUCUCUCCUGUCUCUGUGAAAGACAUCUCUCCUGUCUCUGUGAAAACUGUCUCUCCUGUCUCUGUGAAAGCUGUCUCUCCUGUCUCUGUGAAAGACGUCUCUCCUAUAUCUGUGAAAGACGUCCUUCCAGCCCCCGUCAUAGUUGACACCCCAGCAGUGAUUGGCCCUUAUGAGGGCAUGAAGCCAGGGUGUACCAAAAUGGCUACUCCACUUCCUGAGUUGAAAGUUGAGGUGAUGAAAAAACUGUCCCCAGAGAGUGGUGUCCCGUUGAAAGACGUCCCCCCAGUCCCCUCUGUAUUAGUGUCCCCUGUCCCAUAUAACCCAGUGAAGAAGAAUCCUGCCACAGUGGACACACUGACAGCCUUGUCUGACACACUCAUCUCCUUCGACACAGGUUCAUCCAGAGUGCAUGGUGAGCCGAUCCCUCAGCUCAUGACUGAUGAUCUCCUCUCUCUCACUAACGGUGUAGAACAGGAGUUGGUAAAGCCCAUCCCUCCCACCCCAGGAUCUUGGAGUCAGGAGCUUCUCUAUGGAUCAGACAGGCUCAGUUAUGCCGAGUCCGAGGAGGAAGAGGAGGAGCCGAGAGACGAGAAGCCAGAGGACACACACAGAGAUAUUGACAGUCCGACCCCUAGUACUGACUCCAGUGUGAAUGAAAAUGUGUUGGAGGACCUUGAAGGCGACUUUAUCCCCUUCAACACGAACACAACAAGACAUACGUGGAAGAGAUCCUGGGACGUCAACCCUAUCACUACCACAGACAAGAGUGAGGAGGAGGAGCCUGAGGAGCAGGAUCCACAGGUGUCCCUGGUUACGGUUCAGAAACAGUCAUCUGACAGUGAAUCACCAUGGGAUAGAUGGAGUGCACCAACUGUCUACAAAGAGAAGAGAGACCCAGAGCCUUCAAUGGAUCGUUCUAGCUCCUACUCCAGGACCUUGGACAGUUCUGCCAACCAGAGACCCACGUCACCAGACACCGAGUCCAAGAAGGGUUUUGUGUACCUGAAGGAGUACGUGAACGCUACAGACCUAACCAAGCACAACACCAGAGACAACGUUCCUGACUAUGUAACGUCUAGUUCUACCAGCCAUUCCUACAGCAGCCCCUCCUCUUACACCAGGACUACCACGACGUCUGCCUGUACGUACUGUGGAGAGCAGGUGGGCAACGAUGCCAAGAUCACCAUCGAGCACCUCAACAUCUCCUGCCACCCAGCCUGCUUCAAGUGUGGUGUUUGCAGUAAGCCAAUGGGAGACUUUCUGUACAACAUGUUCCUGCACAAAGGGACAGUCCACUGUGAGAGCUGCUACUCCAACGUCUUGUAGAUUGCUUCUUCCCCUCGUCUCCUCGUCUCUUUUCCUUCAUGGCCACAGAGGUGACAAGACUGGAUGGCUGAUAUAACUGCUCUCUCCUAUCAAGACCUGUCGUCUGCUAACAGACAGGGAACACUGCACCUUUAAGUUGACAGGAAUUUCUAUGUGUCACAUUUUGUUUUCAGACCUUUGUUUGGGUCCUACUGAAUUGAAUGAGGUUAACACUGAAAUACUAUGGGAGUUAUUCUAUGGUUUAGGGUUGGUAAAGAUAAUAAAAUGAUCAUAUUACUGAUAUAGUUUAAUCUUCCGUCCGUUUCAAUGUCCACUUUUUUUUUGUUGCCUUUUUCUCCUUAAAGGCCCAGUGCAGUCAAAAACAUGAUUUCCUGUGUUUUAUAUUUCCACACUAUGAGGUUGGAAAAAUACUGUGAAAUUGUGAAAAUGAUGAUAAUUCCCUUUCAGUGUAAGAGCUGUUUGAAAAGACCACCUGAAAUUUCAGCCUGUUCUGGUGGGACGGAGUUUAGGACUGUCUGGUGACAUCAACAGGCAGUAUACGUUAAUAGACCAAUAAGAAAGAGAGUUCCAAACCUCUCUGCGAAUAACAGCUAGUUUUCAUGUGAGAUAUCCCUCCCAUUAGGCUCGUCCAGUUAGGACAGACCACUCCCAGACAGUCCUAGUAAAAUUCUUUCUUGAGAAAUUGCUCUUUGCUAAGAAGUUAUUUUUAUUUUAUUUUACACCAUCUUAAUUGAAAACAAUCACAGUAAGAUACUUAAUUGUUACCCAGAAAUGGUUUGACAUUGAGAUAAAAAUGGCUGCAUUGUGCCUUUAAUGUUGUAACUUGGUGAAUGUAUUGUGAAAUAUCAAGAUACUGUAUGUGAAAGUCUCUAAAUAUUAUAACAUAAUGACAAGAUUUAACUGGGAACUGGAUAUGUAGAUUGACAGUUGGGUACAAUUUUCUACUUUCAGUCUUGACUAUGCAAAGAAAAUAACUACAGAUUUUCGAUCAAAUUUUUAUUUUUUAAAUUGUUUUUGACGCUUUUGACUCAGAAAAACAAUAAAAUUGAUUUAUAUAAACAUGAUAAA